This is a messenger RNA of Girardinichthys multiradiatus, 1952 nucleotides long. It is a transcript of the gene dnaaf1, whose product is annotated as dynein axonemal assembly factor 1. The coding region runs from base 5 to 1693 and encodes 562 amino acids. Gene Ontology annotation, molecular function: protein binding. The transcript has 2 exons. Lineage: Eukaryota; Metazoa; Chordata; Actinopteri; Cyprinodontiformes; Goodeidae. The record is from RefSeq and is a predicted model, not a curated record.
GAAGAUGGAUGAUAAGGUGACUGCAGAAAGUCCGUCGGAAAGAGGAGAAACCGCCGACACUUCAGACACCAAAGAAUCAGGUGGGAUUAUAAAAGAUGAAUUUCAAGAAAAAAAGAAAAAUGGCAAACAAAGGGAGUCCACAAUGCCAGAAGAAAAGCAAUCAGAGCCAAGGAUGACCAAGAAGUUCCUCAAAGACCACUGCAAGAUGAACAAACUGUACUCCACACCAUGUCUGAAUGACACUCUGUAUCUGCAUUUCAAGGGUUUCUCCACCAUUGAGAACUUAGAGGAGUACACAGGGCUCAAGUGUCUCUGGCUGGAAAGCAAUGGGCUCCGGAGGAUUGAGAACCUGGAUGCUCAAACUGACCUUCGCUGCCUGUUCCUCCAGCAGAACCUCAUUUACAAGCUGGAAAACCUGGAAUCUCUGAAGAAACUCUGCACCCUGAAUGUCUCCAACAACUACAUCCGCAUCAUGGAGAACAUCGCCUGCCUUCCUCACCUCAGCACUCUGCAAAUAUCCCAUAACAAACUGGAGAGUGUAAAGGACAUAGAUCAUCUGACUCAGUGUCCGGCCAUCAGUGUGCUGGACUUGUCUCACAAUCUGUUACACGACCCCGAGAUCCUCCAUGUGCUCGAGGCGAUGCCAGAACUGCGAGUGCUGAAUCUGAUGGGAAACGAGGUGGUGAAGAAAAUCCCAAACUACAGGAAGACGAUGAUUGUACAUCUUAAGCGGCUCACCUUCCUCGAUGACCGCCCCGUGUUCCCCAAAGACAGGGCGUGUGCGGAGGCAUGGGCCAAGGGAGGCCUGGAGGGGGAGCGAAUGGAGAGGGGAGAAUGGGAGACACGGGACAGAAGGAAAAUCCAGGAAAGCUUGGAUGGAAUGGCGAGGAUUCGUGAAAAGGCGCAGGAGAGAAAACGCCUGCGAGACUUUCAAGAGAAGGGGGAAAUAGAAUCAGCCCCAACUCCAGUAAUGUUUAAUGAGGAAAACAACUCCAAGUAUUUAUCUUCCUCUAAAGCAGAGACGGGUCAAGACUUCAUGCAGGACGGCCUGAAAACUCGUGAAGAUUUUGUUCAGUGUCAAAUAUUUGAACAGCAGGUUGGCGUUAUUGAGGCAAACAGCCGAGAUGUAAAAAUUGAUCAAUCGCAGAAUAAGCAUGAAACAGAAGAGGAAGUAUUGGAGAACUCACUACAAGAUGGGCAGAUACUGCAGACAGACGUGGGAGAAGAAAAGCAUAAAUUAAUGAAGAAUAACAAAGAUAAAGAUGAGCUUACAUCAUCACAUGGUCCUGGACCAUUAGCUACAGAGCUAGAGGAUGAAGAGCAGCUGGAAACCAUUCACCUUCCCAUUAGCCGUUCACUGCGUAUCGACGAGCUCCCAGACUUGGAAGAUGUGGAUCCAGGAGACCUCACUGGAAUGAACCAUCAGCAGGUCUUCAGGCCAAAAACAGAAGUCAUAUCGGGAGGCCGUGAUGAGGAGACACCAACUGGGAACCAGAGCGGUGGCAUCUUCAGCUUUGGUCACAAUGGGAAAUCAUUGUUUGUAAUAAGCGACUGCAACAAAACAACUGGGCUCUCUCAUAAUUCAACAUCACUGGUCUAUCCAGAGGAUGAGGAAGUUGUUACCCACAACCAAGAACCUAAAUCCAGUCAGCCUUCCCCAGUAAAAAGCUGCCUGAUUGAGGAACUGGACUGAUACCUUCAGAUGUAAACAUGGUAUUUUUAUACAGGACUAGCCUCCUGUGGGUUUAUAUGAAAUCUGAAAACUUUAAUCUGAAACCCAAAUGUAGCAGUAAGAAUAGAGUUGGAAAUGACCUUUUGUCUUUGCAUAUUAGGGUUCAACAUCAGUUUGUGUGGCUACAAGUUUUAACCCCAGUUUUAGUGAAAACGUUGAAAUCCAGUCUUAGUUCAUUUUUAUUUCAGUUCUGGCAUUAAUAAAAACACAGAACAACACU